CUCUCAAAGGAAUCCCACACAUUUUCCUCCACCCUGCCAAAAAGAUUAAGAACCAAUAAUUUGAAGGGAAUGAUAGAAUCUUUGGUAAAGUAAGUAAUCUUUUAUUUCAUGUUUGGUCUUGAAUGCAGACCAAAUAGAAGUGACUUAUUUUUUGUAUACUGGUGGCCAGUUUUCUAAGAGCCCAGGAACCCCCAAACGUCCCAUAUGUAAUAGGUAAUCCAAUGAGUUUGAAAAGCGAAAGCCAUGUCAAAGUGGGAGCAGAUAAGUGGGAACUGGGGAAAUUACCUGCAGUUGGGGAGCACAGGAAAGAGGGUCACAAGUAGGACAGUGGCUAAACCGCGUGUCCCCACCCCCCGAUCCCCGUUUGCCCUCUGGUCUCCGCGGAGGGCAGCUGGAGCGAAGACAGCACAGGCCAGGGCCCUCGGCUCGGUCAGGAGCGGGGCAAUGACCGCUGCGACACAACUUCUGGCGAAGGUGCCCCGCCCGCGGGCUGGCGCAGGGCGCGCUGGGAACGGGCGGGCGCACGCACACCCCGCCGGGCAGUGUUGCGUCGUACUCUGAUGACAGGCCAGAUACGCCUCUUUUACGUCCCGCUGUCCCUUAGCCCCUCUUCUCUCAGCCUCUUGCUGUUUCGCGCUCGUCGGAGAGCCCGCCUCUUCCCCCGAGCUGACCACCCAGAGGCCUCGGUGCGCUCUGGGUCCGCCUCUUACGGAAGCUGAGGCGGACGGGUGGAAUCCGGAAGAAAAACAAUCGGCAGAGCGUGCGGUGUCCGAGACUUGCCGCCAGAAGGGCUGCUCUGGCCGGGACCAGUCGCGCUAGGGAGACACGAGUCUGCCGGACCACCGCGUGAGGACUAUGGCGGCAGCGAACUCGCGGAAGGCGACCGGGCUGAAAGGCAAGAAGCUCGGCAUACAUGUCAUGACAUGGAAUGUGGCCUCGGCAGCACCCCCUCUAGAUCUCAAAGACCUGCUUCAGUUAAACAACCAGGACUUGGACAUAUAUAUCAUUGGUUUGCAGGAAAUGAACUCUGGGAUCAUAAGCCUCCUUUCUGAUGCUGCCUUCGAAGACCCAUGGAGCAGUUUCUUCAUGAAUGUGCUUUCCCCUCUGAGCUUUAUCAAGGUCUCCCAUGUCCGCAUGCAGGGGAUCCUCUUAUUGUUCUUUGCCAAGUAUCAUCAUUUGCCCUAUAUCCGGAUUCUCUUUACAAACUCUACUCCCACGGGUCUCUUCGGGUACUGGGGGAACAAAGGAGGAGUCAGCAUCAGCCUGAAGCUUUAUGGCUACUAUGUCACCAUUAUCAACUGCCAUCUGCCCCCCCACAUGUCCAACAAUGACAAGCGGCUGGAGCACUUUGACCGGAUCCUGGAGACGCAGAAUUCUGAGGGACAUGGUAUCCCCAACAUCCUGGACCAUGACCUUAUUCUCUGGUUUGGAGAUAUGAACUUUCGGAUCGAGGACUUUGGGUUGCACUUUGUUCAAGAAUGCAUAAAAAAUCGGUGCUACAGUAACCUGUGGGCAAAGGAUCAGCUCAGCAUUGCCAAGAGACACGACGUGUUGCUCCGGGAGUUCCAAGAGGGCCCCCUGCUCUUCCCGCCCACCUACAAGUUUGACAAGAACUCCAACAACUAUGACACCAGUGAGAAAAAACGCAAGCCUGCAUGGACCGACCGCAUCCUGUGGAGAUUGAAGCGGCAUUCCCAGAAUGCCCCCCACACCCCAAGCCUUCCAGCUCCCUGCUUCUCCCUGUCUCUGAAGUUAUACGUCAGCCACAUGAUGUACAGCAUCAGUGACCAUAAGCCUGUCACUGGCACCUUUGACUUGGAGCUGAAGCCAUUGGUGUCUAACCCACCGAUCACCCUGAUGCCUGAGAGCCUGUGGACCAUGGAGAACGACAUGGUGGUCAGCUACUUCUCAGCUCCAGACUUCCCCAGCAGCCCGUGGGACUGGAUUGGACUGUACAAGGUGGGGAUGCGGCACAUUAAUGACUAUGUGUCCUAUGUCUGGGUAGGGGACAACCAGAUCUCCGUCAGUGACAACCUGCACCAGGUACAUCUCCAGCAGGUAUACAUCAACAUCAGCAAUAUCCCUAAGACUGCAGAUCAGUUUCUCCUCUGCUAUUACAGCAACAAUCUGCGUUCUGUGGUGGGGAUAAGCACAUCCUUCCAGAUCCCAUCUCGCUUCUUUUUGAGGGAGGAGCCACUGGGUGAAGCCCAACCCCAGAUCUGAACCAGGAUGGGAGCGAAUCCAGGGCGGAGGCCAGAGCUAGUGGCCAGCUCUGCUUUACCACACUGCCAGGAGUUCUCGGGGCCUAGCCCAGCCCAGCCCAGCCCCCCAAGGAGACAACGAAGUAUUCUCCACAUACUCACCACCUUUAAGCUCUAGCCAGCCUCUUUUGCCCCCUCCAGCACAGAUCUCUGGAAUUGGCUGCUUAAAUACAGGUUUUUCUUGCUAAGACGUAAGUAAAACAAGCUAGUUUGUCAACAGUGAAGACUUAGGAACAAUUCACUGGAUGUUGGAAGGACCCUCCAGCCUGCAUCUCAUUUCUUGAUUCAUUUCUUCUAGUUCUGCCAGGCACAUGCCCCAUCUGGCACAAACCUGCAUUCUUGUCAUGCCAUCCUAGGUCUCAAGCUGCCUGGGAGGGGGGAUGCUUGCAUUUCUACAGGCUCCAUGGACUGGUUGGUGCAAGCAGCGUUGUGUUACAGGAGUCUUGGCAUCUCAUAGCCUGUCCCAAUAAGAGAUAGACAGAGAAUCUGGGGUCCCUGCUUUCAGCAGAAGUAUGACUAAGUGGGUAGAAUGGAGGGGCGCUCCUGCCGGGUUCUUGUGUAGUAGGUGAAUAGGUUGAUGAGAGUCUUCCUAUAGCACAGCCUUCCCUACUACCUGCUGCAUUAAGUCCAGCCAAGGUAGUUCCAGAGCCUGAACAGAGAGAAUUGGAAAGGACCCAGGUUAACUUUCUGCCCACUUAGGAAGGACUGGACAGGUGGUAAAGGAGCUUCAACCACGGUUUUCAGCUUAUCUGCCCCACCCUUGUCAGAACUUUCGCCAGAAAUUGCUUUUCUCUCUGGACCCUCCCAGGACCUAGAAAUGGGGACUGGCAGAACAGAGAGCUGAAUCAAGACGUUUUAGAGGAUCUGGCUCUGGGCAUCUUCAAAGAGUAUUCUCCAGGUACUGUGUGGAAUGGCUUGUCCCCACUCUCACCACUUGCCUCCUACCAAUGGUGAUUCAACAGCCCUUCUCAGGAGAAGCCACCUUGGGGAUCCUGCUCAGUGACUGUCAUGCCAUCCUAUGACCUGAGAUUGAGGGUCACUUCAGUUGUUCUACACUGCAAACUCCACCCAGGGAGCUAUGUGUAUCAAGAACUGUCCUCUGGCUUCUACUGGGCCAUGGCUGUUGAUGUUCUGAGUCUGUUACAUUGGGGGGUAAUAAAAAACAUUGAUUUUACA
Messenger RNA from Nycticebus coucang (slow loris), 3437 nucleotides. RefSeq names its product inositol polyphosphate-5-phosphatase K (gene INPP5K). Gene Ontology annotation, cellular component: ruffle; plasma membrane; endoplasmic reticulum. Gene Ontology annotation, molecular function: inositol bisphosphate phosphatase activity; phosphatidylinositol-4,5-bisphosphate 5-phosphatase activity; phosphatidylinositol-3,4,5-trisphosphate 5-phosphatase activity. Gene Ontology annotation, biological process: negative regulation of insulin receptor signaling pathway; negative regulation of glycogen biosynthetic process; negative regulation of phosphatidylinositol 3-kinase/protein kinase B signal transduction. Bases 856 to 2223 code for a protein of 455 amino acids. NCBI's taxonomy places the organism in Eukaryota, Metazoa, Chordata, Mammalia, Primates, Lorisidae. The transcript has 12 exons. The record is from RefSeq and is a predicted model, not a curated record.